Gadus morhua (Atlantic cod) is the source of this 3737-nucleotide messenger RNA. RefSeq names its product TNF receptor-associated factor 6 (gene traf6). Lineage: Eukaryota; Metazoa; Chordata; Actinopteri; Gadiformes; Gadidae. Gene Ontology annotation, molecular function: zinc ion binding; ubiquitin protein ligase activity; tumor necrosis factor receptor binding. Gene Ontology annotation, biological process: regulation of canonical NF-kappaB signal transduction; innate immune response; lipopolysaccharide-mediated signaling pathway. Gene Ontology annotation, cellular component: plasma membrane signaling receptor complex. The transcript has 8 exons. The coding region runs from base 335 to 2062 and encodes 575 amino acids. The record is from RefSeq and is a predicted model, not a curated record.
GACAAGUCUGCAUGGCCGCCAUAUCGGAGCGGUCAACGCCUAUUAAUGGGCUGUUGCAAUAUGAAUGGGCUGUUCCAAGUUGAAUGGGCAGUACCAAUGUGAAUGGGCUGAACCAAUGUGAAUGGGCUGUACCAAUAUUAACGGGCUGUACCAUUAUGUUUUGAGUACCAAUAUGAAACGGACUUCCCCUCCGUGACGUCUGGAGGAUCAGGAAACAAAAAAGAAAACUUCUCCUGUGAGGUGAGAGUUUACGGAAACGCGUUAACGUGGAGCGAUAAGCUGGAGUUAGGAGGAGGAGAGGUGGCUCUAGAUCGGUUGCUCUGUGCUCCUGCAGAUGGCUGCGUUCUAUGACAGUGAGCAGGACAGCCUGGAGGCGGAGCGCAGCGGCGGCGGCGGGGAGCUGUCCAGCUGUGCGAUGGCCAUGCUGGAGAAGGAGCGGGAGUCGCUGCUCAGCCCGUCCGAGAGCUCGGGGACGCUGUUCGGGAGCACGCCCACCUCCCUGCUGACCGCCGCCCCCCUGCAGGGCUACGACGUGGAGUUUGACCCCCCCCUCGAGAGCAAAUACGAGUGCCCCAUCUGCCUAAUGGCGCUGCGCAACGCCAUCCAGACGCCCUGCGGACACCGCUUCUGCAAGCACUGCAUCCAGAAGUCCAUCCGCGACACCGGCCAGCGCUGUCCCGUGGACAACGAGAUGCUCUCAGAGGAGCAGCUCUUUCCUGAUAACUUUGCCAAAAGGGAGAUCCUGUCCCUCACGGUUCGCUGUCCCAACGCCGGCUGCAAACACAAGAUGGAGCUCAGGCAUCUGGAGACCCACGUGGGCCAGUGUCCCUUCGCCACCCUGCUGUGCCCCCGCUGCCAGCAGGCUGUGCUGAAGAGCAGCUUGGAGGAGCACGCCACGCUGCAGUGCCUCCGGCGCCUGGUCUCCUGCCCUGACUGCGUGGCCAGCUUCGUCUACGAGGAGCAGCAGCUUCACGAGCUGCAGUGUCCAUUCGCCAACGUGAAGUGCCAGUACUGUGGGCUGGAGCUCAUCAGGGACCAGAUGGAGUCUCACUGUGACACCGACUGCCCCAAAGCGCCCAUCGCCUGCACCUUCAGCACCUUCGGCUGCCAGGAGCGGAUGCAGCGGCACAACCUGGCGCAGCACACGCAGGAGUUCACCCAGAUGCACAUGCGCUACAUGGCCGAGUUUGUGCGCAGCAUGAGCCUGGGCGAGACCGCGCCCAAAUCGCUGUGGCUGCCGGGGGCGUCCUGCUCGUCCUCAGAGGACCAGGGGGCGGCGGGGCCCCCCCCGGGCCCCUGCGGCCCCCGGGGGUCCUCCAUGUGGAGCGGGGCUAGCGGCACCGCCUCCAGCCAGAGCAGCGAGGUCAGCCAGACGCUGCGGGAGAUGGACGGACGCCUGGUGACACAGGACCACCAGCUGAGAGAGCUGGUCAUCGGGAAGGAGACGCAGGGCGGGCAGCUGGCGGAGAUGCGUCGGCGGGUGGCGGUGCUGGAGGAGACGGUGAAGGAGCUGGAGGCGCAGCAGUGCCAGGGGAUCUUCGUGUGGCGGCUGCGGGGGUUCUCGGCGCUGCUGCGGAACCAGGAGCAGGGGGUGGCGGUGGUGGAACACAGCCCCUGCUUCUACACGGGCCGGCCCGGCUACAAGCUCUGCCUCCGGCUGCACCUGCAGGCGCCCAGCGCCCCGCGCUGCUCCAACUUCAUCUCCCUGUUCGUGCACACCAUGCAGGGGGUGUACGACGCCCAGCUGAGCUGGCCCUUCCAGGGCACCAUCCGGCUGGCGGUGCUGGACCAGGGCGCCGAGGGCCAGCACCACACGGAGGAGAUGGACACCAAGCCCGACCUGCAGGCCUUCCAGAGGCCCACCAUCGCGCGCAACCCCAAGGGCUUCGGCUACGUCACCUUCCUGCACCUCAACCAGCUGCAGCAGCGCGCCUACGUCAAGGACGACACCCUGAUGGUGCGCUGCGAGGUCGGGCUGCGCUUCGACGCUGCGCUGCGCCGCGAGGGGGCCGGCAUGACCCCCCGGGGCCCCGAGGACCCCCCGGGGCCCCGGGACGUCUAGGGGCCCCGAGGAAGCCAAAGGGGCUCUGGGGGGGUCUAGGGGCCCCGGGAUGUGUAGGGGCCCAGAGGACGUGUAGGGGCCCCGAGGACGUGUAGGGGCCCCGAGGACGUCUAGGGGCCCCGGGGCGUCUAGGGGGCCCGGGGCAACGAGGACGUCUAGGGGAGACUGGGCUUGGAGGGGUUCAGGGGCCCCUCAGAGGGACUCAGGGGGGGGGGCCCUCAGAGGGACUCAGGGGCCCAGACGAGGCCCAGAGGGGUUCAGGGCGAUGGGAUUGUUCACAUUCUCUCGGCUGUUAUGAAAUUGUGGGAUUUUGUUAUUUUAUUAUUUUAUAUUUUCAAUUUCUUUGACUACUUUCACGGCUCAGUAAUUAGGAGUUAGUUCCUCUAAUUUCAAACCUUCCUUUGGCUAUAAAAUUAUUCACCUAUAGUCAGAUACAAGAAGGUGAUGUAAUCAUGUAUUCAUCUGUCAUAUAAGAGCUGUGUGUGCCUUGUUAUUGCUAACACACACACACACACACACACACACACACACACACACACACACAGCCUGGCAUCCUGAACCCAUCCGAGAAAAACACAAUUUCUUUGUGCUGCUUAUUUUCAGUCACGUAUCAUUACACUCUGCUUACGGUUCUGGACACUUCAAUGUCACUACACUUUAAGAUGUGCUAACGGGAACUGAUUUGCCGUGUUGGUUAACAUUACAUUGAGUCUGUACAGACAUGCCGACUAGCGGUACAACAACACGAUUGGUCAGAAGACUUGGUUGUUGGUAAAUGCUGGAUCAAGAACAAACAAAAUGAUGGGUUUCUACAACAAUAGUUUUGAUUUCUGGUCUUGUUAAGCUUUAUGGUCAUCUACAUAUCUUCAGAGCUGUUUUCUAUUAGUUCAGGUAUUGUGGAAGAGAUUUAUUCAACUCAAAUCUCAAAAGUGUAAAUUGUUAGGGAAUAACGGAAGGUAAGAGCAUCUCACUCCAACUCUGAGGUCAAAGAAGCGUUUGUGACUCAGACCAAGAAGAGACUGAAGAGAGAGAAUCAUACUUGUAUUAUCUAGAACGUGCGACUUUUAUUAUAUAAGAGUGAUGUUCCUUCUGGACCUUCUUCUGAACACUGCCCACCUCUGGCAGAAGAUCACCUGUAGGCCAGAUCUCCUAUUCUUGUUUCAGCCAUGUUUUAUGGUUUAUUACACUUUGUUACAUCUACUUUUUAAUCCACUGUUUUACCGAGACAUCAACACUUUUUUUUCGAUAAACCAAUAAUGCUUUUGGACUUUUUGUGUACAGAAAACGACUGCAUAUUUAGUGCCUUCAUCCGCUGGUUGUGUGUUGUGGAGCAGCACUGUGUGUUUGUGGAGCUGUGUGUUUGUGGUGGAUGAUGAGACUCAGACUUGGAGAAGACGCGCAGUCGAACCCCAGGAGGUGGUCGGCCACCCAACCUGCCCAUGGCGGCCAGUGGACCACCAUAUUGUGAUGAUUUGUUUGUGCUUUGUUGCUUUUUAUCAUCAGCUGUCAACCCAAUCUCGCAGCUCCAUGUUAAGAAGGCCAACUCUUUGAUUCUGAUGAAUCCAAACCACAGGAUGAAUCAUCUUUUUUUGACCACAGCUUUGAAAAAUCACAGUUGACAUUGUGCUAAUAAACGAAGAACUGAAUAAUAAACACAACUAGUGUAGUGAAAACA